Molecule: messenger RNA, 2189 nt
Organism: Prorocentrum cordatum
Lineage: Eukaryota; Dinophyceae; Prorocentrales; Prorocentraceae
Source: the annotation of a GenBank genome assembly
AUGACGUCACAUGGCAGAGAUUGGGCUCAGGAGGGCUGGCAGCAGCACACCGACGGAUCCUGGAGCAAGGAUACCCGGCAUUGGCACCCGCAGCAGUCGUCUCGAACGUGGGAGUGCAAGGUCUGCCAUUCCACCAACUGGUGCCCCAAGACCAGGUGUUCAGUGCGUGGCGUGAGGAAGUCGUUCGUCCCUGCAUCGGCUUCCACGGGAACGCCACAGUCAAGCUCUCCAGCAGGUGGGGUGGCAGCACAGCUCUCGGAGGCUGCUUCGAUACUCAAGCAGGCCUCCCCGCAGGGCGAGACGGAGGUCCCUUCGUCUUCAUCGGUCCAGAGCCCCUCGAACGAUGCCCCCGACAUGACCAGGAGCCAGCGCCAGACCGCCACCAAGCAGUUGGAAGCAGCGUUGGCCACCCUCCACGGCGCCGAGCAUGCGGCCCUGAGGGAUUCGAUCAACCAGGAGAUUGCCAGCCACAAGCAGGCGAUCAUCUCGGACAAGCCCCUGGGCCAGCGCAGGGACCACUGCAAGGCCGCGCUCGAGAGGGCCAAGAAGCGCUCCCAGCAAGCCCGAGAGGCCCUACGCCUCGCGGAAGCCGCCGUCCAGGCCGCCGACAAGGAGGAGCCCCGCCUGGCGCAGGAGCUCGCCGACCUCCAGCAGGCCAUCUCCGAGGCCCCCGUUCAAGAGGAGGGCCUCGCCGCACUCAAGUCGCAGUUGGAGGCGGCCUGCCAGCAGCUGUCCAAGGUCGAGGGCACGCAUCCCGACGCCAUCGCCGACGCCGAGGCCCGCAGUCGGGACCUUCUUCUGCGCUUCGAGGCUUCCCUGGACCAGCAUGCUGCCAAGGAGGCGGGCGGCAUGAACGUGCCGCGGCGCCACUCGGCGAAGAGCCCUCCGGUGCCAGGGGAGGACACGAGCGCCCCCGGGGUACUCGCCAUAUCCCGAAACGCCACCAUCGUCAGCAGCACGGGGAUCAGCAUCAGCCCGCCCACAGGCCUCACGUUGACAGCCAUCUCGGCGCACGCCCCGGUGGCAUCAGCGCCCGCGGAAGAGAAGCGCGCCUUCUGGGCAUCCCUCACUGCAGUGCACAAGCGCGCCCCGGUCGCCGUCAUCGAUGGCAAGGACGACAAAGAGGCAGCCGGCGUCAACUCCAACUACCAGUUCGCCCCCGAGCGCGGCCUGGCGCACGACCUCCAGGACGCCGCCGAGUUAAGCGGCGCCAUGGAGCCCUCCUGUUUCGGGAUCCCAGGCCACGAGAAGCGCAGCGACCACGUCUGGCUCGGCCCCCACUGGCACCGCAAGCUGCACGCCACGAGCGCCCCGCAGGAUUCGCUGUGCUUCUCCGAACGGGAGGGCCGCCGGGUAGUCAAGGCCACGGUCGCCUUGGACCAGUCGCUGGGUCCGAGGCCUGCCCCCAGCCUCAAGAUGUCAUCGGAGAAGCUGCACGACCCCAAAGUACGCCGGGCCUACAAAGCGGACAUGUUCGCCCUCGCAGGCGAGCUCCAGCACAACGUCACUCAGGGCCCCGACGUCUACCACGCUCAGAUGAUCGAGCACGUCCAGGACCUCCAACGCGAGCACUUCUUCGCGCCAGGGUCACAAAUUCCCAAGAAGCCCUGGAUCUCUUCGACGAAAUGGGCUCUCAUCAAGAACACCCCGGGCAUCAGGAACUUGGCAGUCUGGGGCUGGCAGCAGGCACAGCGCCUCCUACUCCAACGAGGGCUUCAAGCAUGGGCAGGUCAUCUGCGCAGUCCUGCUUCGCCCGAGUAUGCCGCUCUACGUGGGUCCAUCACGGCCGCCCGCAGGAGGGCGGCUCAGUCCUCUGCCCCCCUGUCGUCGCACCGCAAUGCUACGAGGGCGCUAACUUGGGCCGAUCGGCAGACCUGGGCAGAGGGCCCGGCAAGGCAGGCGGACGUCGCAGACCGAGAUGGCAACACCGAGGCUCUGUUCGGCAUCUCCCGCCAGAUUCGGACGCCCCGGGGUUUCCGGAAGCGCGCGAAGGUCAACGACGAGCAGGGCCGCUCGCUGAACGAUCCUGGUCAGAUCUCCUCAAGGUGGAAGCGCCACUGGGCGCCCUUGUUCGCCGGCCAGAUCCCCCCUAUGAGCGAGGUCGCUGCCCGCGCGCAGCAAUGCCCGCGCGGCAACUUUCGUGGGUUCAUCCCAAAAAAGGACAUGGGCCAGAUGGCAUUGGCGCUGAG